Mesorhabditis belari is the source of this 600-nucleotide messenger RNA. NCBI's taxonomy places the organism in Eukaryota, Metazoa, Nematoda, Chromadorea, Rhabditida, Rhabditidae. The record is from the annotation of a GenBank genome assembly.
AUGGCUCCCGCCGACGCGAACAGCAAAAUGGUGAAGAAGGCGAGCAAGAUGAAGGACCCCAUUGAGACAUUCAAAUGUCUACCCGAGAUGGAAGAAAGGAAAACUGGUAACGGUGAAACGAUCACUUUCCGGACAGCGUGGUCAACGCAUUUGGACAACGAGAUGCACGAGUGGCUGAUGGAUCUCUUCAAUCGCAAUAUGCAACAAUUGUACUCUCAAUCGCAAUGGGGCUACGAUCCGGUCAGCAAGAAGAAUGAGCUGCAAGCGACCACGGCUAGAUUUAUCAUCGCGUACAACUCGAAGGGUGACAAAGUCGGCUACACGCACUACCGUUUCGACGUCGAUUUUGCUCGGCCCGUCGUUUAUUGUUACGAGAUCCAAGUGGAGCCAACGUAUCAAAUGAAGGGCGUCGGAUCGCUUCUGCUGCACACGCUCGAGAAUUUAGCCAAGAAAACGAGUAUGGAACAUGUGGUCGCUACGGUGUUCGCCUUCAAUGAGAAGAGCCUCGGCUUCUUCCACAAAAACGGAUACACAACGGAUGAUUCGUGUCCCGACGAGAAUCAAGGCCUCGACUAUCUCAUUUUGAGCAAGAGAAUCGUU